Messenger RNA from Fusarium verticillioides 7600, 1379 nucleotides. RefSeq lists its product as hypothetical. Lineage: Eukaryota; Fungi; Ascomycota; Sordariomycetes; Hypocreales; Nectriaceae. Bases 126 to 1106 code for a protein of 326 amino acids. The record is from RefSeq and is a predicted model, not a curated record. The transcript has 2 exons.
UUCUCUUUUCACACAACCGCAACCGCAACCUUGAUAACAACUCUCAAACAGACAAUUCAAUUCCAUCCACCUUACAAUAACGACAAAACCGACACAUAGUCCACCACCCGCCCGUCACAUCCAACAUGGGUCGUGAGGAAAUGCAGGCCCGUCUCAAAGAGCUGGAGACAGAGAAGUCUGUUCUCGAGUGGGCUCUUGAAGCAAGCCUUCACGAGAAGGACGUCGACACCGACAACGAAGACAACAAGUCCGAAACUUUGUCUACCUACACUAUGGCAGACCUCCCAGCCUCAAACCCUCAAGUGGAUGAACCCCUGGUUCAUGUUUAUCCGGAUGGUCCCAUCUCCGAUUCCGAGUCUUCUAUCUCGCUUCACAGCACUGACUCCGUAGCCUCUACUAUGGCUCGUAUCAAGUUCACUCCCACCAUGCCGGCUCACCAGACCGUCCAGUCUGACCCUGCGUCUUACCGCUACGAUGGUACUGGAGUGUCUGAAGAUGGCUACGAGGAUGAGGAGACCAUCCGCGGCUCUACCAUUGGUAUUGAAAAGGAAAAGGAAAAGGAAAAGGAAAAGGAGGAUCCGGAGGACACCACUGCCACUGAUCCCAACUCUCCUCUCAACAUCACCAACCCUCAUCCGACCCUUUCCAUCUCGACCAAGUUCCUUCAGAAGGCUAUUCUCAACAGCCGCCAGCGUGGAAGUCCCUAUCUCCGUUCAUUCCUCCACCGCAAACCUGUCGACGGCAAAGCAGGUGAAUGCACCGAGUGGAAGUGGAUUCCCUUCCUUGUCUUUGGUGCCGCAGCUGAGAUUGUCGCAACCAACAUUGCCGAAGGCGACAUCGAGAUGAUCUGCAUGAAGGACACUCGCUUCACCACCAUGAUUCAGAAGAACAAGGACAUGUUCGAAGACCCUGGAAGCCUUGGUGCCAAGUCUGCUCUCCUUGAGGAGCUCAAGCCUGCCUUCAAUCGUCCUGAGGCCUGGGGCUUCCGCGUCUUGGUGUGGCGCGUCCACUCUUCGGAGAAGACUGUCUACAUGGACCGUAAGGGCUACCCUGUCCCCGGAGAGGCCGGCACUCUGCCAUUUGAUGGGCCUGAGAAUUGGAAAUAAAGGCGACUGUGAGAAGGAUGUAGAGUGAACAGAGAGCCUGGACAUCUCCGUAUGGACAAGCUUUAGCUUGUGAUGGCGCUGGAGGAGUUUUCUCCCAGUAUGUAUUUGACUGCGGACUUGACAGAGGAUUGAUUGGAGCAUGACCCAUGAGGUGAUCAGAGAUACCCAUGCCAUGACAGAGAUGCAGAAAACAGGUGUAAAAAACGGGGAGAUUGGUGUCACUGAGACAUCUUGGAUUACUACACUGGCUAGAGAUCAAUUGAUUCUUCCCAC